This is a messenger RNA of Penaeus vannamei (Pacific white shrimp), 1143 nucleotides long. Lineage: Eukaryota; Metazoa; Arthropoda; Malacostraca; Decapoda; Penaeidae. The record is from RefSeq and is a predicted model, not a curated record.
AUGAAGCUCGACUCAACCCUCUCCUCACCGCCCGGAGACGCUCGAAAGCCUCGCCUCGACUCGAACCCUCGCCUCACCCCCGGAGAAGCUCGACUCGAACCCUCGCCCACCGCCCGGAGAAGCUCGACUCGAACCCUCGCCUCACCGCCCGGAGAAGCACUCGAACCCUCGCCUCACCGCCCGGAGAAGCUCGACUCGAACCCUCGCCUCACAGAACUCGAACCCUCGCCUCACCGCCCGAGAAGCUCGACUCGAACCCUCGCCUCACCGCCCGGAGAAAACCCUCGACUCGAACCCCCUCGCUCACCGCCCGGAGAAGCUCGACUCGAACCCUCGCCUCACCGCCCGGAGAAGCUCGACUCGACCCUCGACCGCCGGACUCGACUCGAAACCCUCGCCUCACCGCCCGGAGAAGCUCGACUCGAACCCUCGCCUCACGCCCGGAGAAGCUCGACUCGAACCCUCGCCUCACCGCCCGGAGAAGCUCGACUCGAACCCUCGCCUCACCGCCCGGAGAAGCUCGACUCGAACCCUCGCCUCACCGCCGGAGAAGCUCGACUCGAACCCUCGCCUCACCGCCCGGAGAAGCUCGACUCGAACCCUCGCCUCACCGCCCGGAGAAGCUCGACUCGAACCCUCGCCUCACCGCCCGGAGAAGCUCGACUCGAACCCUCGCCUCACCGCCCGGAGAAGCUCGACUCGAACCCUCGAGAAACCGAACCCUCGCCUCACCGCCGGAGAAAGCUCGACUCGAACCCGCCUCAACCGCCCGGAGAAGCUCGACUCGAACCCUCGCCUCACCGCCGGAGAAGCUCGACUUCGCCUCACGCCCGCUCGACUCUCGCCUCACCGCCCGAGAAGCUCGACUCGAACCCUCGCCUCACCGCCCGGAGAAGCUCGACUCGAACCCUCGCCUCAGUCUGUCUUUCACCGCCCGGAGAAGCUCGACUCGAACCCUCGCCUCACCGUCUCGACCGCCUCACCGCCCGGAGAAAGCUCGACUCGAACCCUCGCCUCACCGCCCGGAGAAGCUCGACUCGAACCCUCGCCUCGAGAAGCUCGACUCGAACCCUCUCCUCAGUCUGUCUUUCACCGCCCGGAGAAGCUCAGACUCACGCGGAGACAUAUCGCCUCGACCCCUAA